This is a messenger RNA of Salvelinus fontinalis (brook trout), 9525 nucleotides long. RefSeq names its product human immunodeficiency virus type I enhancer-binding protein 2 homolog. Gene Ontology annotation, cellular component: nucleus. Gene Ontology annotation, molecular function: RNA polymerase II cis-regulatory region sequence-specific DNA binding; DNA-binding transcription factor activity, RNA polymerase II-specific. Gene Ontology annotation, biological process: regulation of transcription by RNA polymerase II. Bases 1113 to 6818 code for a protein of 1901 amino acids. The record is from RefSeq and is a predicted model, not a curated record. Lineage: Eukaryota; Metazoa; Chordata; Actinopteri; Salmoniformes; Salmonidae. The transcript has 7 exons.
AUGAGGCUUAUAUUUGCAUGUCUGUCUGUUGCUUAAGGAGAUACUAUUUUCUUACCACAGAUCAUGUGCUUUAACUGCAUGCAUUCUGAGUAGAAAACAGUCUCAUUUGCAUUGGUGUUCAUUCUGCAUGCUGUGGGCUGUCAUGCAAUGGGCUUUCUGCCUCAGUGUCCCUGGCGCUAUGUAUUGUCCUUAUAAGAUGUAUGGAUGAGGGGCAAGUGUUGGCCUACAUGACUGUCAUCCCUGUUAUGGGAUAUGUUCUGUAUAGCUUGAACGUGAUAUGAUGCAGUGGUAUUAUAAAGUCGUGUUCCAUAACCUACAUACAGUAUACUUCCCAAUGUCUCCAUUCAACAUGCUUCAGCUGCUGUAUCAUCCAUGUCUUAUCAGCAUGUACGGUCAGAUCCAUAAUGAUUGGCAUCCUUGAUAAAGAUUUGCACAAAAAUGCUGUAUAAAACAAAUAAUACAAAUACUGAGCUAUAUUGUAUGCAAAAAAAUUGUAAAUUAUAUUAUGUUAAUACAAUUGCUCAGAGAAAGAGAUUUUGUUUAAUGAGUAAUACAUUAAAAAAAAAAUACUCUAGCACCCACCACUUGCAAGGAUAACCACACUGAGCCUUUUUCUAAAUGUGUUACGAGAUUGGAGAACACAUUGGGAGGGAUCUUAGACCAGUCCUCCAAACAGAAUAUUUACAGAUCCUUGAUAUCCUUCGUCUGCAUGGAUUGCCCAAUUCAAUUCAAACCACAGGUUUUUAAUGGGGUUCAAGUCCAGAGACUGAGAUGGUCAUUGCAAAAUGUGGAUUUUGUGGUCAAUGAACAAUUUCUUUGUGGAUUUUGAUUAGUGCUUGGGGUUAAUGUCUUGCUGGAUCCACUUGUGGCCAAGUGUCAGCCUCCUGGUAGAGACAACCAGGUUUUUGUCUAACAUGUCCUGGUACUUGUUAACGUUCAUAAUGCUGUUGACCUUAACAAGGGCGCCAAGACCAGUUGAAGCAAAAUAGCCCCAAAACAGCAAAGAUCCACCACCAUAUUUUACCGUAGAUGACCCUUUAUCUCCAUAUAUUACUACAUUCACAUAACAGACAUUAUUGUCUGUUGGAUAUCAACCCUGAAGAGGAAUCGUCAUGGAGUCACUAGAAACUACUGUGGAGGUGAAAUGCUCUAAAGAGGGUCUAAAAAAGACAGUUACACAGAAAAAGUGGGCAGCACCAGAGCCUACAACUGCCCAAACUAAAAUGCCCCCUUCGGCUGAUUCGGAGGGGGAGGGGUGGCACCUAUGCCCACAACCUGAGGAGGACCAGAGUAGAACCACAUGUGGUUCAACAGAAAAGUCUGACUCAGGGAACCUAAGACAAUUAGGGAAAUCACUACGCCAAUUACAGGAUCAAGCCUGCAGUCAUCCUCAUUACAAUGUAUUAACAUCAUAUCCACCACAGGAGAGACAGACAGUUCCCUUUGCAAGACAGAAAACGGCAGAUGGCUUGGUUUCUGCACUUCCGCUAUCCCAUGGCAACUGUGAAGGGCCCUCUCCUCAGAGGAGCUCCCCCAGUUUACCUGCGUCUCUUCAACACUGUUCCCAGUCAGGGAUAGAGGAGCUAUCCAAGGACGUGUGUAGUAAGAUGGAGCAGAAGCAGCAGCAGAAGCCUGGGAAGUAUGUGUGUGAUUAUUGUGGGAGGGCAUGUGCCAAACCCAGCGUACUUAAAAAGCAUAUUCGCUCACAUACUGGGGAGCGACCCUACCCCUGCGUUCCCUGCGGCUUCUCUUUCAAAACCAAGAGCAAUUUAUACAAACACAGAAAAUCUCAUGCUCACUCUGUCAAAGCUGGGACAGUGCCAAUUUCCGAACUGGGUUCUUACAAUGCCAACACAGAGGACCGGGGAUCUUUAGAAGGAGAAGGAGAGUUGUACUCUGACGCUGAGCAGAGCUCUGACACGGAUGAUGACUAUUCAUCGUUCUUGGACUCAGUCGAGGAACCAGAUAGCACCACUGCUGUAAGAGUACUGAAUCUCGUUGCCCAGAAACAGGGAGUUACAUCGACAUUAUCUGAGGAGCGUUCAGCCAGGCUCCCGGAGAUCAAUGAUGCUCAAGCUCCAGCCGUUUCUCAGGUCAGUCGUGCAAUUCAAUCCAGCGCCAUCAAGCAGCGACUGGCACUCCGGCUCUCAGAGAAAAGGAGCAGUGACACUGACACAUCUCUCUCCCUGCCUAGCCAGGGAAGCAAAGGCAGCACAGACUCAGGCUACUUCUCACGCUCCGAGAGCGCAGAACACCAAACGGGUGGUCCUCCCAACACAAACGCCAAGUCCUAUCAAGAGAUUAUGUUUGGGAAGUGUUACAAACCGAACCCGAAACAGGCCAUAACUGCUGUGACUUGCACUACAGACUUAAUAAGUGAUCGUAAGUCUUCAGAGCGAGGUGUUUCCCGCGUAUUCACACAAGAAAAGGAAUCAAUGAUAGAAUCGAUCAGAAUAAACACACAUUCAUUUACAAGGGGAGAAAUGAAAGAGGCUCAACUAGAGCUCUCUGAUUCUGGGCAGCUGGUGCGGAGCAACUCGAUGCCCACGUCCUCAGGUUCGUGUCUGGACAUGCCACAAGGCCUGCGAGGCAGCCACUCCUUUGAUGAGAGGGCGUCCCCUGGAGGUAUUAGGAGACUUAGGCGACAGGCUGCCUUUGAACACUCUGCACACGAUGGACACACAGAACUUCCUGACCACUAUGGAAACAUCUCUGAAAUUUCCAACCUUGGAGUAGAGAUGGAAUUUGCGACGAGGAAACGGCGGAAGGAAAAAUGUAUUAGGGAGGAGGAGGAUGCAGCAAGCCAGUAUCACACAGACUACGACCACUCUGAAGAGAUGAGGGACUAUGAUUCAAAGCAAGCCUCUCAAGGUGCUCUAACCACUACUCCUUCAGUGAAAGUACAUGCCCAAAGCGUGAAUACACAGGAUAGAGCACAGUGUGAUAGACUGCACAUGGAAAUGUUGGAAGACACCACAGAGAAGAGAACUUUAGGUAAUGUCAUCUCUGUGAUUCAACACACAAACUCCCUAAGCAGGUCUCACUCUGACGAGUCUUACAACUACCAGAGACGGGAAAAGCCUUCCUCAAUGGAAGUGGUGGAGCAAACCGAAACUCGAGAUAAAAGGACUGAGAUCUUUGCACACCAAUUGAGUGACAGUAGAUUGUUAGAUCAAUCAUAUCAAAUGACACCUAAGCUAGUCCGCCAGUCCAACAUACAGGUCCCAGAGAUCAGGGUGACUGUAGAACCUGACAGUCCAGAGAAAGAGAAAGCAGCUGAGGUGAAACAGGUGAAGGCGAAGGAGCCCGAUAGAUAUGUAGAGGAGUUCCAAUGGCCUCAGAGGAGUGAAACCCUGUCUCAGUUCCCCCCAGAAAAACUCCCUCCAAAGAAGAAGAGACUGCGCUUAGCUGACUUGGAGCACUCUUCUGGUGAGUCUAGCUUCGAGUCGGCCUGUACGAGCCUCUCCCGAAGCCCUAGUCAGGAUAGCAACCUAUCCUACUGCUCCAGCUUCUCGUUUGACCGAGAAGAGAAAGAGCGAGAGUUUAUCCCCAAGCCAGCUUCCCUGGCAGCUAGACAGGAUGAGUUUGGAAAAGCGUUGGAGUUCUUAGCGGUGCCAGGAAGCGCCCACUCCCUCUCUGUCCUGAACCAGCGUCAACAACAUGAAAUGAGACGCUCCUCUUCAGAACAGGCACCAUGCAACUUUCAGCGCAGAGAGCUCCCAGAGGUCCGAAGCGUAUCAUUUGACUACGGCAGUCUCUCUCCAAUGGCCAAAGUUAGACAUGCGGAACUCGGCGCCAGUUACUCAGAACCCAGACGGAGUAACUUGGUAAGACAGGCGUCCUUGAAUGUUGACCCUGAAUUUACACAUCCAGUCCUUCCGCUAAAUAUUCUUCCUCCGUACCUCAGCAAUGCCCUGUCGUUCUCAACCACUUCUCUGCUCUCGCAGUCUCUGCCAAUGUUUGCCCCUCAGCCACCACACUCCGGUCUCUUAGUUCCUGUUAGAAUACAGGCUCACGUGCCGUCUUACGGCAGCAUUACAUACACCACUGUGUCACAGGUUGUAGAUGAUCCAUACGAAAACUCUCUCACUUCUCACUUUGCACAUUUAUCCACAAAUUUAGAUGCAUUAUUAGGACAACCCCGAGGACUGUUGACCAACCCAGCCCAGAUUCAAGUUCUAGAUCUGUCACCAGCUAAGUUUAAGACAGGCAUCCCUCUAACCCUGACCUCCAGGACUAUCUCCACCACCAACUGUGGAUCCAGUGGGGGAUCCAACAAGCGCAUGCUAUCUCCGGCCAGCAGCUUGGACCUGUUAAUGGAGGUCAAACAGCAGAAACGUGUCAAAGAGGAGAAAAUGUACGGUGAGAUAGUGGAGGAGUUGGGCGCCGUGGAGUUAGGGAACUGUAAUGUGACCGAAGAGAGCAAGUACAGUUUAAAGACAGAGUUUAAACGUGACACCAACCAGGGAGCAUCACUGUCAGGCCUUUCUUCUAUAUCCUCUUUGUCUGUGUCAUCCUCACAUCAUUCUCAAGACGACCGAGCAAGUGGAAGCUUCAUCUCACCUCCGCAACAAGGGUCAGAAUGUCCUGAUUCCCUUAUGGACAACUCCCCAACCGAAACAAGCCUACAUCCACCCUCUCUGAUGUCUCUAAAUGAUUUCAAAGAGGCUGGCAUGGACAGCAAGGCACAGAUGGAAAUGAUGGUGCAGUUAGUCAAAGGUCAGGGCAUCCUCAUCUCUGACGGUGAAAACACCAAACUGAUAUCUCAGUUUCCAAGUCUUCGCACAACGACAGUUGUGAGUUGGUGCUAUCUGAACUACACCAAGCCGAACAGCACUCCCAACACUUCUCCUAUGUCCUCUGUGUACACUACGUGGCGCGUCAGUUCCCAUAACCCCAACCCUCCUAACCUCAACACCAGUGCAACCCUGGCUCUGCUCCGCUCCAAACGGAAGACUAACACAUGGGUGUACACCAUGGCUGCCAUGUACCAACCUGGGACUGGGAAACUGGUCUCCUCGUCACUCUUAUGGAGGCAGAGGCUUGAGCUGCUACAGAGCAAACCGGAGAUCAAAGAGCUGGAUGUGAUCUGCCAUGGAAGGAAAGUGAAGGAUGCCAGCUGCAGGGUAAAAGCAGCAAAGGAGGACUGGAAAGACCUGGAGGUCUCCUCAAAACAAACAGCAGCGCUAACACCAACGCCAACCCAGAUCAAAAUCUUUGAAGGAGGGUUCAAGUCCAAUGAGGACUAUGUGUACGUGAGGGGCAGAGGCCGAGGGAAGUAUAUCUGUGAGGAGUGUGGCAUCCGCUGUAAGAAACCUAGUAUGCUGAAGAAACACAUACGCACCCACACUGACGUCAGACCCUACGUUUGCAGGGUCUGCAACUUCGCUUUCAAAACGAAAGGAAACCUGACCAAGCAUAUGAAGUCAAAGGCUCACAUGAAGAAGUGUCUUGAGCUUGGUGUGUCAGUCACAGUGGAUGAUACAGAGACACAGGAAUCUGAUGACAUCCAGCAAGACUCGAAGACCGGGAUCUUGAGCACAGCCAAACACCAGUUCUCAGACGCAGACGACUCCGAUGGCAUGGAUGAAGAGAUAGAUGACAUCGACGAAGAUGAGGAUGAUGAUUACGACGGUGGCUCCACUCCAAAGAUCCGCUCCCGGAGCACCAGCCCUCAGCCCUGGAACAUAGCCUCUCCGUCGGUCACCGGUACCACCGUCACCCAUGUUGUGUUGUCAGCUCUCCAUGACUGUACCCUCAGUACCUUCCGUUCUCUCCCCAGCUGCCUCACCAACUCCAUCGUGCCUCCAUCGUGCCAUCCCCAUACCUCCAUCUCAGGCAAGAGGACAGGGCCAGACCGGAGGACUGUCUUGGCCUCCAGCCUGGACAAGGAGCAGAGUGAGAGAGAGAGGCUUGUGGAGGAGGACUGUAGCCUGGCCAUGCUGUCUCCUGACCAGGGAUGUCUGUUCACCGAUCUGCUGUCCACUGGCUGGGAGUCCCCUCUGAGGGAACCGUCCCCCUCCCAGCUCCGCUACCCAUCACCCCGUAGAGACCUCUCCCCCCGGGGUCGCUCCUCACCUCGAUGGGACACCUCCCAGCUGAGGCCCAGCUCCCCCAACCUCACCCCCAUCCAGCACCUCUCCCCGGCCUGCAUGGAGAGGCCCAUGUCCCCAGGUGGAGUGGACCUGCCUGGGAGGAGGGAGCCAUCGGCCCGGGGCAGACAGAGGGUGGUGCUGAGGGCUGUGUCUCCACGUAGAGGGGGCUCACAACACAGAGCGUCUGGCGAUAAAACCAUGCAACAAGCCAAGGCUGAACUUGUCCACAAGGGAGGAUCCAUUGAAAUGGAUUUGGAUCAGAGGAGAAGCACGCUCCCCAACCUGCCUGGUCCCCCAAGCUCCAGUUGUACCCAUCAUAACGUCCUCAGCCACCUUCCCCUACACUCCCAGCAGCAGGCUCGAACUCUUCUCCCCAUGGUCCCUAUCGGGGGGAUCCAGGUACUGCGCUCUUUGCCCUCCUGCAGCUAUGACCGGACCCAUCUGUCAGCCCUGUCCCAUCAGAAGACUGAACUCCACCAGGACAGCAAUAAGGAGGGAUCUGCCUGUGUGGCGGGCCCAGGUGCAGAGGGCACAGUAGCCCAGCAGCAGGAGAAGGAGCGGGAAAGGGAGAGGCCGUCCCCCCACCAGACACCCUGGGACUCUGAGGAGGAGAAAGAUCCUGUCUCUGUCCUCACGGUCAGGGACCCUAAGCAGGAAGAGGGUCUUCAGACCUGCACCAAGGCCAUCGCCUCCCUCAGGAUCACUUCUGAGGAGCAUCUAUAGACUGGGGUUGCAUAGGGCUCUGGUCAAAAGUAAUGCACUCUAUAGGGAAUAGGGUACCAUUUGGGACAUACACUACAUGACCAAAAGUAUGUGGACACCUGCUCGUCUAACAUCUCAUUCCAAAAUCAUGAGCAUUAAUAUGGAGUUGGUCCCCCCAUUGCUGCUAUAACAGCCUCCACUGGACUUGCUUCCAUUCAGCCACAAGAUCAUUAGUGAGGUUGGCCACUGAUAUUGGGUGAUUAGGCCUGGUUCGCAGUCGGCGUUCCAAUUCAUCCCAAAGGUGUUUGAUGGGGUUGAGGUCAGGCCUCUGUGCAGGCCAGUCAAGUUCUUCAACACCGAUCUCGACAAACCAUUUCUGUAUGGACCUCGCUUUGUGCACGGGGGGCAUUGUCAUACUGAAACAGGAAAGGGUCUACCCCAAACUGUUGCCACAAAGUUGGAAGCACAGAAUCGUCUAGAAUGUCAUUGUAUGCUGUGGCAUUAAGAUUCCCCUUCAGUGGAACUAAGGGGCCUAGCCUGAACCAUGAAAAACAGCUCCAGACCAUUAAUCCUCUUCCACCAAACUUUACAGUUGGCACUAUGCAUUGGGGCAGGUAGCGUUCUCCUGGCAUCCACCAACCCCAGAUUUGUCCUGACAUUUACACCACUCCAACUGACGCUUGGCAUUGCACAUCGUGAUCUUAGGCUUGUGUGCGGCUGCUCGGCCAUGGAAACCCAGUUCAUGAAGCCCCCGACGAACAGUUCUUGUGCUGACGUUGCUUCCAGAGGCAGUUUGGAACUCGAUAGUGAGUGUUGCAACCGAGGACAGACGAUUCUUACGCACUUCAGCACUCGGCGGUCCCGUUCUGUGAGCUUGUGUGGCCUACCACUUUGCGGCUGAGCCGUUGUUGCUCCUAGAUGUUUCCACUUCACAAUAACAGCACUUUCAGUUGACCGGGGCAGCUCUAGCAGGGCAUAAAUGUGAUGAACUGACUUGUUGGAAAGGUGGCUUCCCAUUAUGGAGCCAUGUUGAAAGUCACUGAGCUCUUCAGUAAGGCCAUUCCACUGCCAAUGUUUGUCUAGGGAGAUCGCAUGGCUGUGUGCUCGAUUUUAUACACCUGUCAGCAACGGGUGUGGUUGAAAUAGCCGAAUCCACUAAUUUGAAGGGGUGUCCACAUACUUUUGUACAUAAGGUGUACCUUGGCGCUUCCUCCAGGAGCAGCUGAGCCUCUCAUCCAUCGUCCAGUCCCCAGCUUGCCUGGUCCUAGAUCUGUUUAUGCUGUCUUGCCAACUUCUAUGGUCACAUAGGAGUUGGCAAGACAGCACAAGGAGAUCUGGGACCAGAAUACACCCACAGUCCCUCUCAAUCUCAUUCCUCUAGACAGACAGACAGGCAGUCAGACAUACAAAAUGACUUCAUCCAGGCCCUUUUGGUUGGGUGUUGGAGGCUCUCCUCUCAGUCGGUUCAGGUUUCUGCAUGCAAGUAGUGUAAAGGCCAAUCAUCUAACAAGCCCCUUCCCUCCCGUCUCCCUCCCACAGACUAUAUCUAUAUCUGAGCCAAGAACAAACCUUGAAAUACAGAAACGACACAGACUUCAUGCUCUCUAUGUAUUUCUCUAUGAAUUAAGAGUUUUUGGUACAUGUAGGUCAGCAUGAAUAGUCAUAGCGAAGGACAAGCAAGAAGUCAGUUGAAGUGGUGGCCACAGGUGCAAAACAUGGUAUUAAAGUAAAUGCUUAUAUAUUAAUUAAGCUUGCAUACACUUGCACACAAACAUACUUAUUGAUGUUGAUUAUACUCCAUAACCCACUCUUAACACAUACAGUAUGUGCAUACACAUGUAUAUGUGGACAUGUAUACGUGGACAAGCAUUUCGCUACCACCGCAAUAACAUCUGCUAAAUAUGUGUGUGACCAAUAACAUUUGAUUUGAUUUGACUACUUUGAAUAUAGGCUGUUAUUGUAUUCAUAUCGAGUGAUGAUAGUUAAGGGUUUGAUUAUUGAAAAAAUUGGAGGGGAAAUAACAACAAAAGUAUCUGAAAUAUGAAAGUAUUUGAAAAUGGAGUCUGACCAAAUUUAGCGUAGACUUGCUUCUUGUCCAGUUUGGUGCUUUUGAUUGAACAGCAAAGGUCUGUCCGUGCCUUUUCUUUGCUUUCCACCUAUGUUUUGAACGAGCAUAUUAAGCAAGGGAAAAGUGAAUAUCAUUUUUAAAGGAACUUUUAAUCAGAAUUGUCUGAUGUGACAGUGUUAUUUACCAUCAAUGAAUAUUGCACUAAAACAUAGUUUUUACUUUGUGGAAUAAUUAAAUUGCUGAUUUGUGCAGCUACGUUUAAUGUAAAUGUAUCUAUUUGACAUGUUUUAUGUUGCAGAUUCUCAACGUUGUGUUUUUAUCUUUAUGCUAUUGCACAAAUAGAGACGUGAAUAUUAUGUAUACUUGCGAGAUGUCUUUAUAUAUUAGAAAAGUACUCUCUUAUUGAUGAUGGAAAAUAUUUGACUACUAUUUAUACGCUGUAUAUUAUCUCCACUUAUGCAACAGUGUGACCCACUGACCGAUAAUUAUGAGAUCCUUAUGAUGUCAUGUCAUUGCUUUAUAACUUAUGGCUUAAUCAAAAACGUGUUUUUGUUAUUCUGGCCUUUGAACCUUUAUGAAUGGAAAUAAGCACUUUCAUCCUAACUUUGAUAACUGACUGAGAUGGUUAGUGAGGAGAAAUAAAAACAAUCGUGUGAGCUA